AUGGCCUCGAACGGGAGCAGCAGCACGGUGGUGGGCGAGAUGCAGAGCAGCUUGGACCGGGUGCGGCGCCAGCUCUCCUCCACCUCCACCCGCCACCUCCUCCAGGUACUCCCAGCGCUGCAAGAGCAUGGGUAUCCACUUUACAUGCAGACUCAGUUGGUACUACAGGCUCAUAAGGAGGCCGUGAAUUCAUUGGGUGAGAAUGGUCCUGCAAAAUUGGGAACAGUUGCAACUGUUGUGGCUGUAGCCAAUGCCACUGCAAUUGAAGCAACAAAGGAGGUAGAGGCUGCAAUGAAGGUUUCCCUGCGGGCAACUUUGGGCUCAACUACAAAUAAACUUACCAAAGGCCAAUUAGAUGAUCUCACAAUAAUGAUGGAGACCCUUCGAGUUAAAGACGACGAACUCCACCAAUUGUUGCAGGAUAUUCGUGCACGUGAUUCUACCAUCAAUGAAAUUGAAGAAAAGUUACAGGAGAUUGCAGAAGCAGCUGAAACUGCUGCUUCUGCAGCACGUUCAAUUGAUGAAGAGAGAAGAUUUUUUACGUCAGAACUUGAACGUUUUGCUUAG
Messenger RNA from Miscanthus lutarioriparius, 567 nucleotides. The record is from the annotation of a GenBank genome assembly. NCBI's taxonomy places the organism in Eukaryota, Viridiplantae, Streptophyta, Magnoliopsida, Poales, Poaceae.